AUGUCUAUCUUCAUUGCAGUCAUCAUCGGAUGCCUUCUCAUCGCGCUCUGCGGGGAUCGCGGUUACUGUGAUGAGCAGGAGUAUCGCCUCACUCGGUAUUUGAUGAGUAAUUACGAUCCUGCCGUCCGACCUUCCGAAAACGCGUCGUUACCCCUCUCAGUGAAAAUCCAGGUCCUACUCCAGAAGAUCCAGCAGCUGGAGUACGAAACUAAUACUGUGAAGGCAAACUGGAAAGUUGUUCAGAGAUGGAACGACGCCCACUUGCGGUGGAACUCUUCCGAUUUCGGGGGAAUAGCUGUCCUGAGAAUACCCUCGAAUCAACUGUGGAGACCUGAUGUCGUUUUGCUCAAUGGCAAUACAGCGGAUCGCCGCGAAAGCCACGCCGUAGUUCACAGUUCAGGCGAAGUUGUGCUCCUAGAGGAGCGUAGUCUUCACUCCUGGUGUCAUUUCGACAAGCUACAUCUCUUCCCAUUCGAAGUACAUCUGUGCAAGCUAUCACUCGCUUCUUGGGCCUACGAUGCUUCCCAGAUCACCAUGGAGACUCCGUCAUUCGGCGUCGACGGACUACUUACGAGGCCAUCGCUGGAGUUCGUUCACGAAUUGAUAUCGUCCGAUCCCGCGCCGAAAAUAAUCAUCACAGAUACAAUCGCUCGCUCGACGGUCAAUCUCGAGCUCCGGCUUCAUCGGAGGAGUCCUCUCAGUCAACUAAUGUGCCUUUUGUUACCCGUAAUAUUGGCUAACAUGUUGUCGAUCAUCGCGUUUUUUGUACCUUCGAAUUCGGGGCAGAAAUUGACCAUCUCGACGCAAAGUUUAAUUGUUCUCUGCAUUGUCCUUGUGUAUAUGCAUCAUGCGAUGCCAAUCUCAUCCGAGAGGGUACCUUUGUUGGUGGUGUACGCCGGAUGUUCAGCAGUGAUGGUAUCCUUAUCAAUCCUCUGCUCAGUGCUCACAUUGACGCUGCACAGCCAGUCCGGAUGUCGACUGCGACCGGCGGCUGUGCCUAUGACUCUGAAACGCGUCAUACGAAUAUUGGCGAAGCUCUUCGUUAUGGAUUGCUGUUCCGUCAAAGCUUCGGACAGCGAUAAGAAGGAAAAGAAUCAAUUGGACACUCCGAAGGCCCCAGUGGAGUUCACCACAGAUCACAUUGAACACUACAAUUUCUCACCUUCUCUGAGGUCACACAGGAAACAGUUUCUCUUCGACGGUACGGCUGGUAUCGCUGCCGACACCAGUGCAGGUGGCUUGGGCAGCGUGGCGACAGGCGUCGGCGACUGCGGCUUAGGUGACCUCGUGGGUCAGACUGUGUCGAUGGUGUGGCAAGCACCGCCCUUGGCGAAAAUCGGUGAAUCGGUAUCGAGCUUCGACGAACGUCUUCGGGAAGAACUCCGGCGUCAAGACAUCCGCGAAGAGUGGAAAACUCUCUCGUUACUGUGUGAUCGGGUCUUCCUCGGUGUUUUUUUCCUUGGGUCCGCUGUUACUGCCGCGCUCGUGCUCAUCUGUUCGUCGUAA
This is a messenger RNA of Galendromus occidentalis (western predatory mite), 1506 nucleotides long. Its product is annotated as neuronal acetylcholine receptor subunit alpha-3-like. The transcript has 8 exons. The coding region runs from base 1 to 1506 and encodes 501 amino acids. Gene Ontology annotation, cellular component: membrane. Lineage: Eukaryota; Metazoa; Arthropoda; Arachnida; Mesostigmata; Phytoseiidae. Gene Ontology annotation, biological process: monoatomic ion transmembrane transport. The record is from RefSeq and is a predicted model, not a curated record. Gene Ontology annotation, molecular function: extracellular ligand-gated monoatomic ion channel activity; transmembrane signaling receptor activity.